Messenger RNA from Triplophysa rosa, 848 nucleotides. RefSeq lists its product as uncharacterized. The coding region runs from base 69 to 836 and encodes 255 amino acids. Lineage: Eukaryota; Metazoa; Chordata; Actinopteri; Cypriniformes; Nemacheilidae. The transcript has 6 exons. The record is from RefSeq and is a predicted model, not a curated record.
CCCGCCUCCUCCAGCUGCAGAAACGCUGUAAAAGAGUGUUCGCGCAGUGCUUUUUCAGCGUCUUAAAGAUGAGCAUAAACUUCAGCAAGUGUCAUUCAGUGCUCAUCACGGGAGCGAGCAGAGGACUCGGACUACAGAUGGUCAAACAGUUGAUCGGCUCGCCGGAAAGACCCAAAAAGAUCAUCGCGACCGCCCGUGAUCCAGCCGCAGCAGAGGAUCUGCAAGCACUUGCCGCGUCCAAUCCAGGGGUUGAUGUAGUAACUCUCGAUGUAACCAGCGAUGUGAGCGUGGAUGAUGCGGUUCAGCAAGUGGAGUCUAUUGUGGGUGCUGAUGGUCUAAACUGCUUAAUUAAUAAUGCGGCAAUUAACAUCUCCUGUAAUUUGGACACAGUCACCCGAGAUGCCAUGAUGAAAACCUAUGAGAGUAAUACCGUUGCUCCUCUUUUUGUGACCAAGGCUUUUCUGCCAUUGUUGAGAACGGCGGCAGUUCGGGGCAGUGGAAUGGGAAUCCACAGAUCAGCUGUGAUCAAUGUGUCAUCUCUCCUGGGGUCUGUCCAGCUUAACUGGGGCGAGAUGGCGUCCUUCAAGAGCAUCGCCUAUAGGGCAUCUAAGAGUGCCCUAAACAUGGUUACCAGAUGUUUGGCAGUUGAUUUGGAAGAUGAUGGAAUCUUAUGUGUCGCCCUGCACCCCGGCUGGGUGCGCACUGAUAUGGGCGGAACAAUGGCACCUCUGAGUGUAGAAGAGAGCAUAUCAUCUGUGUUGCCUGUCAUUUCUGGAUUAACGGAGAAAAAUCACGGUGGAUUUGUGGACUACUCUGGGGACAAUGUACCUUGGUAAUCUCCACAGUGU